Chelmon rostratus (copperband butterflyfish) is the source of this 3291-nucleotide messenger RNA. RefSeq names its product gamma-glutamyl hydrolase (conjugase, folylpolygammaglutamyl hydrolase) (gene ggh). NCBI's taxonomy places the organism in Eukaryota, Metazoa, Chordata, Actinopteri, Chaetodontiformes, Chaetodontidae. Bases 57 to 974 code for a protein of 305 amino acids. The record is from RefSeq and is a predicted model, not a curated record. Gene Ontology annotation, biological process: tetrahydrofolylpolyglutamate metabolic process. The transcript has 9 exons. Gene Ontology annotation, molecular function: gamma-glutamyl-peptidase activity. Gene Ontology annotation, cellular component: vacuole.
CCUGCGGUCAAGUUGCGACACUCGAGCGAGCAGCGUUAGGUUUCAGUCGUAGAAAAAUGAUGCUGUUGUUAUUUUGCUUUUGUCUUUCGUGCCUCACGUUUUGUUCCUCAGCCAACAGAAAUGACAGACCCAUCAUUGGUGUUUUGGCUCAAGAAGUUUAUUCACCAAAACCGAAUCAGACAGCUGUCAUCGCUGCGUCUUACGUGAAGUUCCUGGAGUCAGCAGGAGCGAGGGUUGUUCCUGUCAUGAUUAACCAGACACCGGAGGCGUAUAAGACGCUGUUCAACUCCAUCAAUGGGAUCCUUUACCCGGGCGGAGGUGCCAGCAUUAUCUCCUCCGGUUAUGAAAGGGCUGCAAAAAUCUUCUAUGAGCUGGCCAUACAGGCAAACAAGAGAGGCGACUACUUUCCUGUGUGGGGCACCUGUCUUGGAUUUGAGCAGCUGACCUAUUUGACGAGUGGAGAGUCCAUCCUGUCACAUACUAAUACGAGCGGUGUGUCGCUGCCGCUGAGCUUCACUAACGAAGCCAAAGACAGCAAGAUGUUUAAAGGCUUCCCAGCUGAACUCAUGGCAGAUCUGGCUUCUCAGCCGCUGACAGAAAACUCUCACAAGUGGAGUUUGGCAGUGUUGACUUAUAACACAAAUGAGGAUCUGAAGAAGUUCUACAAAGUUCUCUCCACAAAUACGGAUGGAACAACAGAGUUUGUGUCAACAGUGGAAGCGUACGAUUACCCAAUUUAUGGGACGCAGUGGCAUCCAGAGAAGAAUGCAUUCGAGUGGACGAGGCCUUACAUUGCACACUCGCCAUCAGCCGUCAAGACCACCUUCUACAUGGCUGAAUUCUUCGUCAGUGAAGCCAGGAAGAACUUUCACAAAUUCGAGUCUGAGGAGGAGGAGAGGAAAGCGCUGAUAUACAACUACAGUCCUGUUUACACCGGACCCAACAGCAGCUUCGAGCAAGUGUAUUACUUCUAAUUUAUUCUGAUGCCAGUUUGCAGACUGCUUUUCCUCAGCAGCUGAUUGGCCGUCUCAAUCACGCGACUUGCGAACAUUUGCGGAUAAUUUGAUGUGUUUGAUUUUGCUGCUCGCUCCAUCUGUCGAAUCUGCAACUAAAUCAAGCAGUAAAGUGGAAAUAAGACAGAUUUAUACAUGCAGCCUGAUUCUGGAUGCAGGUCAGGAUUUAAAAAAUGUUAAAUCACGUUUUGUGGAUGCUGUUUCUGAGUUUACAGCUGAGUAAUUCAAUUUUAUUACAGAACGUGAACAUUGCGAUGUUUACGGUCCAUCAUUUUGUGUGCACAAUUACCCACAUAAAGCAGCUGCAUUUCGAUGAACAAAUACACAUUUAAAGCUGCAAGAAAUCAAUAUUUUUCCAUUAAUGAUCAAAUUACUAAAUGUGUCACGUAAAAAAGGGCUUAUUGUUUUUGUUGUCCUGAAAACCCUGCUUCCUGUUGCAGCAGGCAAAUGUUUUUAGCAAAAAAAAAGCUCAGAUAAACUUAACGCUAACAGACAGCAAGUGAGCACAGUGAAGCAUUUAACAACUGCAGAGCCAGAACAUUACUAUCAGGAUUUAUUGGAGACCAAAACAGAGUGAAUGUUGGACUUCCAUUCAGUGGGUCACCAAAAACAUGACUCCAAAUGAAUGUGGCCGUGAGUCUGCUAGUAAAGAAGCUACUGUUUGAUAACAUGUAACAGCUUUAUACAGUGAUAACAGGUCUGUUUUCUGCUUGUUCCGCUGCUCCCAAAUGGACAAAAAAAAAAAUUAAUACAGGUUUAAAAUUCACAAGAGCAACAAAACAGAUGAGCCGAAAAGACUGAAGGCUGAUAAAAUAUCUAUUUUUUUUUUAUUCUAACAUUUACCUUCAUGCCACAGUCUGACAUUAAUCGCCUUCUACGCUUUGGAUAACAAAGUUGAGCGUCUUGAAAAAGUCCUCAACCGCUGGCAAAAGAGUUCGACGCUGCCUUUUAUAAAGUCCACUUCCAUCUCAGUUCAAGGACAGCAACAGGAGAACAGAAAUGAAUAGUCAAAUGUAACUUCCAAAAUGCUUUAUGCACAAAUAACACUCAGGUAAUAUAGUUUUUUUUUCUUUUUUUUUUUUUUUUUUUUUGGAGAAUAAAAUGAUAUUUGAAUAACAUUUACACAUCAAGCUGACGAGACUGGGAUCUCAAUCACGAUACUACUGGAAAUGUAAUUAAUGCAAUCCAGUAAGGAACAUUCAAGAUGUCAAAAUUACCAUGUGGAGCUGAGCUAUCGGGGGUAGUGCUGCAAAUAACCUCUCAACAUGCACUGAAACGCAACACAAAUGGCCAUUCAAAUAAAAAAAUGGAAAAUUCGACUUGUGCCUCAAGGAUUCCUCAUUCCGUAGGUCGUGUUGACGCGUCUUCAUCGGACUCUGAAGCUAAAACCGUGUCUCACCCUUAUAUACAAAUGCAUCAUUUCUUGGGGUAUGACACUAAUCCUAAUGGUUUCUCGCCUUCAACCUGAUUUACGUGUUUCAAUAUCAAACACUGCAGUUUCUGUUCUGGUUACAAAUGUUCUUUACCUACCAGUCUUUAAAAUCUUAAAAGCAAUGAUGCAUGCAGGUUCUGUACACUUCAGCUUGGUGUAAUAAUGUCAUUGGGUUCCCGAAAAUGGUUCAUUUUUAGCUGUGAAACUUUAAAAGCCUUCAGUUUCUCAAUCGUGUACUAACUGUUUAUUUUAAUAAUGAUCUAUUUCAAGCUAUAGAUUUAAAACAACAGCUGCUAUUUUGGGAAAUGUGCCCACUCGCUUUCUUGAUGAGUGUUAGAUGAAAAGAUUGAUACAGCUAUCACGUCUGUUCGUUAAAUAUGAACUGAAAUCCAGGAGAAGGUUAGCUUAGCUUAGCAUAAAGACUGGAAGCAGAGGGAAAAGAGCUAGCCUGGCUCCAGGAAGUCCCUGCUCCUGGCCAAGAAAUAGUCCAGGUCAUAACUCCCAUAAAACCACAGCUUGUAGUUACAGUAUAAUGUGCUACUAGUGUACUACGCUAGCUUUUCCCUCCACUUCCAGUCUUUACGCUAAGCUAAGCAGCUAAACUGACGCUCCAUAUGUAACAAGCAAACAUGAGUUUGGAAUGUUCUCAUCUAACACAAGAAGACGAAUGAGCUCAUUCGGCAAAAUGUGACACCAUUCUUAGAAAAUUCGCCUUGUUGUAGUUCGUAAAUGCAAUCCCACAGCAGGAUGUUUUCUGACAAAGUAAGGCACAGUGACUAAAACAAGUUGAUGCUUCUGUGUCCCAUGAAACUGGCUCGUCACAAUAAAACUGGCUCAAAUGAACUU